AUGCCAUCUAAUUCCAUUCGAUUUGCCUUUCCAGAGCAUCCCAACUUGACUGAUCAUCAACCGUUUCGUCCACGUCGUACAGCCACCAUCAAUUCUUUAGCAACUUCAAUAUCUUCUUUUAAGAACAAUAAAGAUCAACAUACGUUGGCUAUUUUUCCAUUUUUUGUGGCAUCUUUCUUUUCCGUACUUUCCACCUUUCUGCAUGUCAGAGCUACAGUCGUCAAUGGUUAUAUCGUUGAUCAUGCAAAUUGGAAUGGAUUAGGACAUUUUUAUGAUCAAUACCCUGUCGUCUAUUUGAAUACAAUUGAAUCAAUAUUAAUGACGAUUUCAUUAUGUUGUGGUAUUAUGAUUUGUCUUGUUUUGGUGAUGAAAACUCGUAUGUCUUAUGAAUCUACUCGCAUCUGUUUGUUCCUAGCAGCUAUACACGCUUUUUCAACUCUUGCAACAUCUAUAUUUUUUCGUCAACGAACUCAUGAUCUUCUCCAAAAGCAUGAUAAAUACGUAUAUUCAAGAGGGUAUUAUAGUUGUUUAGGAUCAGCGACUUCCAUGACAUUGGCCAUGUUGGGUUUUUUCUGGAAUUGGAUAUUAGAUUUGCCUACUGCGAGUAGUUUGUCAACCACUUUGACAACCAUGCUCUUACCUACUGUCAUGUAUUGCUCUACUCUUGUUAUUGGUACUUUAGCAUUUAUGUGGAUUGAACAAUGGGAAUACACUCAAGCUAUGAUAUUCUGUGCAACAGCUCUGACGACUAUUGGCUAUGGUGAUGUCACUCCAAUCACUUCCACUGGACGUUUGUUUUUCUUGGGUUAUGCCUCCAUAGGAAUUUGUGUUGUUGGCUAUUUUAUGUUAUCUUUACGAUCGGCGAUGAUCAGUGGAUCUUCUUCAAAUCUUAUUAUGAAAGUGAACCUUAUGCGUGUGGAAUCUUUGCAUGAUCUUGCUUUACAACAACGAAUACAUAACCAAAAAGAUCAUGAUGGGAAGCAACAUGAUACGAUACCAGGAACGGAUUAUGAUUCACCAUUUGAUACCACUACUACAAUUGCUUCCUCGUCUUUUUACAACACUAUAGGGAAUAACAAUGAUUCGAUUCUAAAACAUCAUCAUCGUCGACAACUUUCUAGUGGUGGAAUAUCUUCUUGUGGCAACUAUACUCUCGGUAAUCUUCUCAAAGAACAAGAUCGUCAAAUGUGGGUGCAUGUAGUGACGCCUUCUGGUGCUUGGCGUAUGUCGAUUAUCUUUGCUUUAUCUUGGUUUGGUGGGGCAGCUGUUUUUUGUACUCUAGAAGAUGACUGGUCUUACCUUGAUGCCUUGUAUUUUGCCUUCGUGACCCAAUUAACUAUUGGAUUUGGUGAUCUAGUUCCACAAACAGCGUUGGCUCAAGAAUUCUGGUUUCUUUAUAUUGUUAUAUCUAUUGCGGUUGCUGCCUACUUUAUUAGUCUUUUUGGAGAUGUGUUAGCGACAAAACUGCUUCGUGGUGGUGACGACAAGGAUGAUGAUGCUGAUGGAAAAAAUCCUUAUAAAUCAAAAUUCGAUAUUGAAAGUGAAAAUCUGUAUGAUGGUAAUGAUGAUAAUGGUUGUAUAUCCCUUCCCGUAUCUAAUGCUAGAAUGGAAGAUCAAUUGACAUUGAAUCUUAAUCAAGACAACAUCGCUUCUGAAACCCCUUCGACAACAACACACUAUUCUCGUCAACUUGAACAACAUCGAUUUGUCCAUCAACCUUUGAAGUAUCGUACCUACAGUCUUCCGAAUACUCCUCUGAUGUAUCAAAAACGGAAUAGAUAUUCUUAUGGAUCAGUAGUACAACAGAAACAACAUCCUAUUUGUGAUACCAGUUCCUCAAACAAGAAGACGAAUACUCAAUGGUUCAAGUCUUCUAAAUAUCUACCAGUAGCUAUAUAUAGAACAAAUCUUCAAUAA
Molecule: messenger RNA, 1917 nt
Organism: Halteromyces radiatus
Lineage: Eukaryota; Fungi; Mucoromycota; Mucoromycetes; Mucorales; Cunninghamellaceae
Exons: 5
Coding region: 1-1917 (638 amino acids)
Biological process (GO): stabilization of membrane potential; potassium ion transmembrane transport
Cellular component (GO): membrane
Molecular function (GO): potassium ion leak channel activity
Source: RefSeq, a predicted model, not a curated record